Messenger RNA from Sphenostylis stenocarpa, 1407 nucleotides. The record is from the annotation of a GenBank genome assembly. NCBI's taxonomy places the organism in Eukaryota, Viridiplantae, Streptophyta, Magnoliopsida, Fabales, Fabaceae.
AUGAACUCAACUCUUGAUCAAAGUGCUGAGUCUUAUGACUUCACCAUGUAUGACCAUGUUAGUGAUUGUGACCCUUACAAAUUUACUAUGGAUGACCAUGUUAGUGAUUAUGGAUUCAAUACUCUAUUAACCACUUUAGAGGAUUCCACUUCUGAAAUUUGUUUCAUCCCCUUUUCUUCCUCUCCCUUCUUAUUCUCCAAUGAUCAUAUUCAUAUCCAAUACCCAAUCAUUGAAGAAACCAUGCAACUUCCAUCACUCAUGGAAUUGGAUGAUUUUGGUUUCAUCUUGGAUAUCCAAAUGGUUAGUGUUGAAGGUCAUGGAUGCCAAGGAGAGAGUGAAGGGAACUUCUCCCCUUCACAAAAUUUGUCAGGUAAGGUGGAAAAUGCUCGGAGUCCUACUCUAUCUGUGGGGUCUGAGUUGUCCACAAAUAAAACAUCACCAUUGACUUUACCCCAACAAAACAUGGAGAUUGAAAACCAAAUGGGCCUUCAACACUUGUUGGAGGCCUAUGGAGAAGCCUUGGAGCAAGGACAAAAAUCACUAGCAGAAGUGAUUUUAAGGUGCAUGAGCCAAAAAGCUAGUCCACUAGGUGAGUCUCUAGAGCGCCUUGUAUUCUACUUGUCUCAGGGGAUAACCAAUCAUGGAGACUAUUUCAAAGGAGAGGCCUUCAAGAACUUGAAGGUUGCUUUGAGGACACUUUAUCAAGGACUCCCAAUUGGAAAAAUUGCUCACUUUGCAGCUGUUUCGACAAUUUUAGAAGCCAUGCCACAAGAUUGUUCUGGUAUACACUUAGUGGACUUUUAUAUUGGAGAUGGGGUUCAAUGGGCUCCAAUAAUUGAGGCUAUUGCACACAUGAACAAAACAUUAAAAUUGACAUCAAUUGAAUGGGGUAGUGAGGAUAUUGAAUGCGUUUCUAGUCCAUCAAAAUUUGAGGAAACUAAAAGGCAACUCUAUGAGUAUGCGAAAUCCUAUGGUUUAAAGUUGAAGGUAGAGGAGAAAGGAGUGGAGGAACUUGUUGCUGAUGUUAAGAAAAUUAACAAAAUGGGUGGGAGGGGUGAGUUUUUGGCUUUCAAUUUAAUGAUCGACCUUCCACAUAUGGGAAAAGUAAGGAGCAGAAGACAGGCCUUAGAGUUUCUGAGGUUAGCUAAUGAUUUGAUUAACACUUCCAGCAGCAGUGGAAUUAUAACUUUUGGGGAUGGAGGUGCUUAUGAGAAAGUGAAAAACAGCUUCAGUUUUAGGUCAUUCUUUGAAGGAUAUAUAGUGCAUUAUCAAGCCUUGUUAGAAUCAAUUGAAUCAUAUUUUCCAACUGAUUUCCCAGAAGCAAAAAUUGCCAUGGAGCAAUUGUUUUUGCAACCUUUUAUGUCCUCUCUCGAUUGGUUAAACAUGGGAAGAGAUGCACAUGGGUAG